UCUCUUCUUAAAACUAUUGCUCACAAAUCCGAAUCCGAAACUUCCGACUAUCGAUCUGAAAUUACCUUUCUUCUCAAUCGAUUCAGUAUGUUCGAUAUGAACCGAAGCGUGGUUUUUCACGCUAUGAAUCAUCCUCAGAUCAAGGUAACGUGUAACAAAGGCAUGGCGGGUGUUCCUAUUCUAUUCAUCUUUGGCUUCAAGUCAAGGGCGAAAAGAAUUUGGUUCUGAGAUUAUACCGUACAUAUGAACUUGAUCUAGAUAAUUCUAGCGAAAGGACAUGCUUCCCCUUCCUUCCCUUGCGAGUCUUCUAAUCUUUUAUUAGCUACCCUAUCAACAGAAUGUCGACCGAUAAGAUCACAUUCUUGAUGAACUGGUAGGCUACAAAAUUUAAUCGUAGCUUCAAAUGGAUGGAAAAGCUCAUUUGAAGUAAAGGAGUAAUCUAACGGUUGUUUUUUCUUAGGCACGCAACGCCAUAUCAUGCACCUGUCUAUCUUGCUCAGAAGCUUGGAUACUUUGCCGAUGAAGGCAUCAAGGUAGCUCUUCUUGAGCCUAAUGAUCCUAGUGGUUAGAAACUUAAUGCUAGAUAGUUGGUUGGGGAGUAGCUAACGAAAUCAACAGAUGUUACCGAGAUCAUUGGCUCUGGAAAGGUUGAUAUGGGGUUCAAAGCCAUGAUUCAUACUCUUGCUGCCAAAGCUCGGAAUUUUCCUGUUACCUCAAUCGGCUCUUUACUUGAUGAACCAUUCACCGGAGUGGUUUAUCUCAAAGAUAGUGGAAUUACCCCUGACUUUCGUAGUCUUAAAGGAAAGAAGAUUGGAUAUGUUGGAGAAUUUGGAAAGGUAGGAAUGAAUUAAUCUAACCGUUCUAAUUGAUCUAAUACUUGGUGACCACAGAUCCAAAUCGAUGAGUUGACCAAGCACUAUGGAAUGGAACCAACUGAUUACGAGGCCGUGCGUUGUGGCAUGAAUGUCUCAAAGGCCAUCAUUGAAGGAAGUAUUCAUGCUGGCAUUGGGUUGGAGAACGUACAAAUGGUUGAAUUGGAGGAAUGGCUCGCAGACCAAGGUCGCCCUCGUUCCGAUGUUCAAAUGCUCCGUAUUGAUGAGCUUGCUGAGCUUGGAUGUUGUUGCUUCUGCUCUAUCUUGUAUAUCGGUUCGUCCCGUGGUCCAAAAUCUGAAAAUGCCGAUUAACGUUUCAUAGCAAACGAUACAUUCAUGGCACAAAACCCGGAGAAGAUUCGCAAGUUCAUGAAGGCCGUUAAACGAGCAACUGACCACGUACUUGCUUCUCCGACUGAAGCUUAUAAGACAUACAUUGACAUCAAACCUGAGAUGGCAUCUUCGGUCAAUCGUAAGAUCUUCGAACGAUCUUACGCAUACUUUUCAAAGGAUUUGAAGAAUGUUCAGCGUGAUUGGGAAAAAGUCACCAAGUAUGGUAAACGUCUUGGUGUCUUGAAUGAAGACUUUAGUCCUAACUACACUAACGAAUUCCUUGAAUGGAAGCUUGAAGGUGACUCCGCUGAUCCAACCGGUGAUCAAAAGAGAAUGGUUGUUUUACAACAAGAAGUUGCCGAUAAGGGUGGUUUCAAAAGACUCGAUGUUAAGCUUGCUGCAUGAGGAUUCUCUUAGUAGCUCGAAUUGAGAGAUUUGAGAUCAAUUCCUACUUUCGUUGAUUAACGAAAAACACACUCGUUUUAUAUUUACCAAUGAAUCAUAUUCGAAUCAAGCAAUA
Molecule: messenger RNA, 1725 nt
Organism: Sclerotinia trifoliorum
Lineage: Eukaryota; Fungi; Ascomycota; Leotiomycetes; Helotiales; Sclerotiniaceae
Source: the annotation of a GenBank genome assembly